AUGCUAGCAGCUUUGUACGGGAAGCGAGCGGUUUCCGGGACACGCCGGGCCGUGCAGGUGGGUCUGCGCACAUUCGCAGCGCAGUCCGAGGUGCGUGUGGGCGAGGCGGAACGGCCACAGGCGGGGACGUCGUCGUUCAAGACGGCGAAGGUGAUCGAGAACCGCAUGGACGACAAGCCCAACGUGGUGAUCCUGGGGUCCGGCUGGGGUGCGAUUUCGUUCCUGAAGCACAUCGACGCGCGGAAGUACAACGUGACGGUGGUGUCGCCACGGAACUACUUCCUGUUCACGCCGCUGCUGCCCUCGACGCCCGUGGGCACGGUGGACGAGAAGUCGAUCAUCGAGCCGGUGGUGAACUUUGCGCUCAAGAAGAAGGGUAACGUGUCUUACUACGAGGCGGAGGCGACGUCGAUCAACCCGCAGCGCAACACGGUGACGAUCAAGUCGGUGUCGACGGUAGCACAGCUGUCGCACCCGGACAACCACCUGGGGCUGACGCAGCAGGACUCCGCGGAGCUGAAGUACGACUACCUGGUGUCUGCGGUGGGCGCGGAGCCCAACACGUUCGGCAUUCCGGGCGUGGAGGAGCACGGCAACUUUUUGAAGGAGAUCCCACACUCGUUCGAGAUCAGAAAGCGCUUCCUGUCGAACGUCGAGAAGGCGAACCUGUUGCCCAAGGGCGACCCCGAGAGAAAGCGUCUGCUGACCAUCGUGGUCGUGGGCGGUGGUCCUACCGGUGUGGAGACCGCGGGUGAGUUCCAGGACUACGUCGACCAGGACCUGAAGAGAUUCAUGCCCUCCAUCGCUGAGGAGGUGCAGAUCCACCUGGUGGAGGCCUUGCCCAACGUGCUGAACAUGUUCGAGAAGAAGCUGACCUCGUACGCCCAGGACGUGCUGCAGAAGACCAACAUCAAGCUGAUGUUGAGAACGGCGGUGGGCAAGGUGGAGAAGGACCACCUGAUCGCCAAAACCAAGAAGGAGGACGGCACCGUCGUCGAGCAGACCAUCCCUUACGGUACGCUGAUCUGGGCCACCGGUAACAAGGCCAGACCCAUUGUCUGCGACCUAUUCAAGAAGAUUCCAGAGCAGAACAGCAGCACCAGAGGCUUGGCCGUCGACAACUACAUGUUAGUGAAGGGAACAAACAACGUGUUUGCGGUUGGUGACAACGCCUUUGCCGGCUUGGCCCCAACGGCGCAGGUCGCACACCAGGAAGCGGAAUACUUGGCCAAGGUAUUCGACAAGAUGGCCAAGAUCCCAGACUUCCACGAGCAGCUAACCCAGAGAAAGGAGAAGGUCGACCUCCUAUUCGAGGAGCACGGCUUCAAGCCAUUCAAGUACGUGCACCUCGGUGCGCUGGCCUACCUGGGCGCGGAGCGUGCCAUUGCCGACAUCACCUACGGCAAGAAGUCGUUCUACACCGGCGGUGGUUUGAUCACGUUCUACAUCUGGAGGGUCACCUACUUGAGUAUGCUUCUCUCUGCUAGAUCCAGAUUCAAGGUCAUUGCUGACUGGUUGAAGCUGACUUUCUUCAAGAGAGACUGCUUCAAGGAGAUGUAA
Eremothecium gossypii ATCC 10895 is the source of this 1560-nucleotide messenger RNA. It is a transcript of the gene NDI1, whose product is annotated as NADH-ubiquinone reductase (H(+)-translocating) NDI1. Gene Ontology annotation, molecular function: NADH dehydrogenase activity. The transcript has a single exon. The coding region runs from base 1 to 1560 and encodes 519 amino acids. Lineage: Eukaryota; Fungi; Ascomycota; Saccharomycetes; Saccharomycetales; Saccharomycetaceae. The record is from RefSeq and is marked provisional.